CGAAAAUAUGAAACGUCAACAGACACAUUGCUCAUAUUACUCAAUGUAUUACCUGACGUGGUAAAAACAUUCCAUUUAACAAUUUAACACCGAUCACUGGUUUUAAGUGAACAACCUAGACAAUAAACAAUUUACGGGAUCAAUAUAUUAUUGCCGGCACAGUCUGUUUUGCGGAACAACUUUGCGGUUAAUUUUUCGUUGCAUAAAUUAGUGUAAAAAGUGAAAGUUUUGUAAGUCACAGUCAUGAAGGAUUUUUUUAUCUUUGGAAUAGUGCUGCAGCUUACAGCUGUGACUCUUGCCCAGAGAGUAGCGCCGGGAGUUAACCCUCAACAUUACCAGCAGCAGCCACCGCAAGCUAAUCCUCAAUAUCAGCAACAGCAACAGUAUCAACAACCUCCACAACAUCAACAGCAACCACCACAACAUCAACAACAACAACAGCAGCAGCAGCAACAACAAGGAUACCAACCCCAACAAGCUCCGGUACAGCAUCAACAACAGCAGCAACAACAACAGGUACAUCAUCAGCAACAGCAAGGACAAGCCCAUGGACACGGACAUGGUCACGGUCACGGAGCUCCUGUACUUUCAGGAAAUGUUCAGGAAGAAAAAGAACAUAUUCAAGAGCAUAUGGAAGUGCCAAUGGAUACCAGCAAAAUGUCGGAGCAAGAGUUACAAUUCCACUAUUUUAAGAUGCACGACGCCGAUAACAACAAUAAGUUGGAUGGAUGCGAAUUGAUCAAAUCGUUGAUACAUUGGCACGAGCAAGGUAGCAAAGAGCAACAUAAUACACAGCAACCGAAUGUGGAGGAGAAAGUAUUCACCGACGAUGAACUGGUGAGCUUGAUCGAUCCCAUACUGUCGAUGGACGAUUCAACGCAGGACGGAUUCAUUGAUUAUCCGGAAUUUGUGAGGGCACAGGAAAAAUCACAAGCGAAUCAACGACAGGAACAGAGGCAACAGCAUUAACUUUGGCACAGUGAGGAGAUUUCUAUUCAAAGGAAAAAGAAGAACAAAAAAUAUAUCAAAAAGCGAGAGAUUCCCGAGUGGAAAGACUGAAAAAUAAUGUUUACUCUUUGUUGUAAAGACAUCAUACGUGCACGCAAAUGAUUUUCAUUUUGUUGAUGGUUCGUCUGAAUGGUGAAGGAAUUUUAAGUUUCUAAAAAUCAUUUUGUUGAAUGUUUAGUGAUUUUAAGUUUUGUACCAAUCUGAUUUUACCAAACGCAAUUCUUGUUUUAGAUCAAAUUUACAAACAUUUUUGCCUAAUUUAUCCAUUAAUCGAACAAAUUUCUGUUUUUUUUUUUGUAUUUAAUCAAAUAUUUAAUUUAAUCUCAGUAACGUUGUCGUGAACAAAUUAUCUCGACGAUGCGCUGCGUAUCGUAACAGAUUAAAGCACUUGACUUGAAAACGAUUCUGUUUCUGGACAGUGGACAAAUGAAAAUUAAUUUCUCUUACUGUCGAUUAGUUUUCCGCGUACAUAUUAUAAUCAAUUGUUGAUCGAUUGUUUUCCUUAUUCGCUUAGGUUUUUAAACAUUCCAACAAAUGAUUCUUGUAUACAGUUCUCGUGCAGCUGAUCUCCUAUGAUGCAUAAAUAACGGUCUGCAUGUUUACUACACAAUUGUUCUGAAGAUAUCCCUCGUCUGGGGGUAACAUUCGUCUCAUUUCGGCAUAGCCACUGGUCUCCUGAACACCACUUAUUUCGAUCCAUAUUCAAGACACUACUGAGUCAGUAGUUCUGACUCUGUGCAAAUUAGAUAUUAAUGUUAAUUAUACGUUAGCUCACACACAUAGUUGAAAUUCGAACCAAUUUAGUUGUCAACCAAUUUAUAGAACUCUCAAGUGUUAAUCCAUGUUAAUGGUUCACUUUUCUACAUGCAACCUUUAUGCUCGGUCAAUGAAAAAUCAACAUUAUCGUCCGCUUUAGAGAUCGCCGGAUCGGUGGUUAUUUGCGGCCCUGAUGGCGUCCAUCAUUAAAUUUAAACCUUUACCUCUUUCUAAAUAUAAAAAAGAAAACGACAUCGAGAAAACGCGUAUACUCGCUUGACGCAUCUCGAAAUGGUUUUCAACGUUUGCGAAAUCUAUACGCGGCAUUUCUUCGAAAUGUUGAACCCAUGGCUAAUGGAGACCAUGACUAUUUCCUAAAUUUUGUCAAUUUAAUUUUAGAAGUCUAUGAAAAAUUGCAUUUAUUAUCAGUGGAGAUGUUCCGACGUUAUAUCGAUCUGUUUUGUAGUUAGUAACAAAUUUCCAUUUUAUCCAUUUAUCGAAAACGGAAAGAAUCAUAAAAUCACGCGGAUUAUCAAUUAGUUAUUUUCCUAACGCAUGCUGAAAGGUUUUUUUAGCGAAUGAGUGAGCUCUGGAAUCGAAUUUUCUAAAAAAAAUCCCUUUGGCAACAAAUUUUCCUAAACGACGUUGGAAAUACGCGACAAAGUUGCGAUAUUUCAACACUGGUGAUGAAAAGUAUUUUACUUUACGAGGGAUGUAAAUUGGCCUUUUCUUCCCUAGGGCACUCGUGAAGUAAAGCUAUAAACUACACUCGGGAAAUAAAUUGACAUUUCCUAUGAUGGUGAGUAAACGUAUCUCGGGCUGACGCCCUCGGCCACUUUUACUCAUCUGGAUACGAACGAAAUAUCAAAUUACUUCCCUAGCAUAGUAAUGUACUAUUACUUGAAUAAAAUGUUUAUGUCCAUUUGGACUCAUUUUUUAAGAACCAAAAAAUAACUGGAAUCUCAAAAUUGUACUUUCUGCACCGAUAUAGAAACAGUCAAUUUUUUCAUCAGUGAAAAGGUCAGCUUUCUUAUCGAGGUGAAACAGCUCUGCAAUGCACAACUAUAAUAGACACUAACGAAUUUUAAGGUUUUCAUUCAAUAAAUUUAUCAAAAUUGCAUUUAAUCGAUUGUAUUGGCUGCAUUUUCCCCAAAUAAAAAAUCGUUGCAAAGUUCUUGUCGUAGUACAGUUGUGCGUUGCCGAAACAAAAGAAAAAUGGUUUCAGUGAUCUGAUAUGUUAUCGAUUUCGUGUGUACAAUUCGUUAUAUAUUAUUUUUGACUGUGCAGCUCGGCAUGUAAUGUAAAUAAACUGUGCUUCAAAAUGUAAAUAAAUAAAACAAUUUUUUUUAAAGAAAAUAAAUAUUUAAUGUUUCAAAGUAAA
Bradysia coprophila is the source of this 3145-nucleotide messenger RNA. RefSeq names its product lymphotoxin beta receptor inhibitor. The record is from RefSeq and is a predicted model, not a curated record. Gene Ontology annotation, molecular function: calcium ion binding. Lineage: Eukaryota; Metazoa; Arthropoda; Insecta; Diptera; Sciaridae.